CACGUUUGGGACAUUUCCUUGCCAGGCAGUGAGACCAGAACCCAGACUCAAUGCUGCCUCUGCUGCUGGUGCUACUGUCCCUGCUGUGUGGGGGGUCCCUGCAGCAGGACCCAGGCUACAAGCUGCAGGUGCAGGAGUCGGUGACAGUGCAGGAGGGCCUGUGUGUCCUUGUGCCCUGCUCCUUCUCCUAUCCUGAGACCAGGACUUCCUGGACAAACCCUGGCCGGACAUUUAUCUUCUGGUUCCGAGAUGGGGACAAUACCGACUAUGGUGCUCCUGUGGCCACCAACAAGCCAUAUUGGCCAGUGAGGCCUGAGACAAAGGGUCGCUUCCACAUCCCCAGCGACCUCAGCACCAACAACUGUUCCCUGAGAAUCACAGACGCCAGGAGGGAAGACACAGGAACGUACUUCUUGCGAGUGGAGAAGGGAAGUGAUGUCAAAUACAACUACAUUCAGAAGAAGCUGUCUAUGGAGGUGACAGGUGUGGCUGUGUUCCUGGGAGAGGGCCUGGGAUGGACACCGUGUGUUAGGAUGGGGACAGAGUGGGCAGGUGGUGAGGGGAGAUGUUGGAUCAGGGGGUCCCCCUGGGACACACGCCCUGGGUCCAGCUUCCUGCCUCUGUCCUCAGCCCUGACAGAGAAGCCCCACAUCCAGCUUCCGGCUCCCCUGCAGUCUGGCCACACCACAGAGCUGCACUGCAGCCUGCCAGGGCACUGCCCGGAGGGGAGAUCUCUCCGCUUCUCCUGGAAGGGCAGUGCCCUUGACUCUCAGACUCCCUGGAGGGUCAAGUCCUCAUUGCUCCUCACACCAAGGCCCCAGGACCACAACACCAACCUCAACUGUUUGGUACAGUACCCAGGCGGUCAGGUGACCACGGAGAGAACCGUGCAGCUCAAUGUCUCCUAUCCUCCUCAGAACCUCAGCGUCAGCGUCUUCUUUCACGACAGCACAGUCCCAAGGGCACUGAGCAAUGGCACGUCCCUGCGCCUGGUCUGCAUGGCUGAUGGCAACCCCCCUGCCUCGAUGGGCUGGUUCAAGGGGCACGAAGCCCUGCCUUCCUCCCGUGCCUCGGCAUCCGGAGUCCUGGAGCUGCCCGAAGUGCGGGCUGAAGAUGGAGGAGAACUCACGUGCUGGGCUCGGCACCUGCUGGGCUCCCGGCAUUUCUCCUUGAACCUCUCUGUGCAGAGAGCUUCCUCUGGCUGCACAUGCCUGUCUGACAGAGAGGAGAGCUCCUGGCCCCUGGUGCUCACCCUGAUCAGAGGGUCCCUCAUGGCAGCCGGCUUUCUUCUCACCUAUGGCCUCACGUGGCUCUACUACACCAGGUGCGGAGGACCCCGCAUUCACCCCUCGACACCGAGAUGAGCACGGGGAUCCCAGAGCCACAGCCGCGGCCAUGUCACGCUGGCCUGUCCCUGGAGGCUGCUUUCUGCUUCUCUUUCCUGCCUGCCUCCUCCCCUUCCUUAAUCCACCAAGCCCUGCAGGUCCUGCC
This is a messenger RNA of Ochotona princeps (American pika), 1491 nucleotides long. Its product is annotated as sialic acid-binding Ig-like lectin 14. Bases 51 to 1364 code for a protein of 437 amino acids. Gene Ontology annotation, molecular function: sialic acid binding. The transcript has 7 exons. Gene Ontology annotation, cellular component: plasma membrane. The record is from RefSeq and is a predicted model, not a curated record. NCBI's taxonomy places the organism in Eukaryota, Metazoa, Chordata, Mammalia, Lagomorpha, Ochotonidae. Gene Ontology annotation, biological process: cell adhesion.